Messenger RNA from Microthlaspi erraticum, 2517 nucleotides. NCBI's taxonomy places the organism in Eukaryota, Viridiplantae, Streptophyta, Magnoliopsida, Brassicales, Brassicaceae. The record is from the annotation of a GenBank genome assembly.
AUGAGAUCGAGGAAUUCAAUGAAUGCUAUUCACUUUCUGGAGGAUGAGGUGGGGAAUCGUUUUGAGUUACCACAAGACAUUCAUGCGCAUUGUGUACACUACUUUGAGGGUCUACUGAGUGGUGAUCAGAGCCAGUCUUCGUUUGUUCAGGAUGAUAUUACCUCUCUUCUAGAUUUCAGCUGCUCAACGUCUCAACGUUCACAGCUAGACUCUUGCUUCUCAACCGAAGAAAUCAAGGAGGCUUUCUUAUCACUACCGAAAAAUAAGACAUGUGGUCCAGACGGCUUUACUCCUGAAUUCUUCAACUCUUGCUGGACAGUAGUAGGUGGCGAGGUGACGGCGGCUAUAAAGGAAUUUUUCUCCUCAGGAAAGCUUCUAAAGCAAUGGAACGCUACAAAUCUAGUGCUUAUACCCAAAAUCACAAACGCUUCCAGGACAACUGAUUUCAGGCCAAUCUCAUGUCUCAACACGAUGUAUAAGGUUAUCUCAAAGCUUCUAGCCAAGAAAUUAAAGUCUGUUCUGCCAUCAGUCAUCUCUCACUCUCAAUCAGCGUUUCUGUCUGGUCGUAUGCUCUCGGAAAAUGUGUUGUUGGCCACUGAAAUUGUGCAGGGUUAUAACAGCGCAAACGUCUCUCCUAGAGGCAUGUUGAAAGUGGAUCUGCGUAAAGCUUUUGACUCGGUGAGAUGGGAUUUCGUGCUCGCGGUUUUAAAAGGCCUAAAUAUGCCAGACAAGUUCAUAGGGUGGAUCUCAGAAUGUCUCACAACACCAUGCUUCUCUGUGUCUGUGAAUGGAGUUGAGGGUGGGUUCUUCAAGAGUUCCAGGGGUCUCAAGCAGGGCGACCCAAUUUCGACAUACCUCUUUGUUUUGGUCAUGGAGGUUUUCUCGAAACUUCUUCAUUCCAGGUUUGCUUCGGGCUAUAUCUCAUAUCAUCCUAGAACUCAUGAGUUAAAUAUUUCUCAUUUGAUGUUUGCCGAUGACGUUAUGAUCUUCUUUGACGGAAUGAGCUCCUCUUUACAUGGAAUUUAUGAGACUCUGGAUGAUUUUGCGGGUUGGUCUGGCUUGCAUAUGAAUAGGGAGAAGACAGAGUUGUUCACAGCAGGGACGAGCCACAUUGAAUCCACAGCCAUUGCUAACUAUGGAUUCCCAGUUGGCUCUUUUCCUAUAAGAUACUUGGGUCUGCCUCUUACUUGCAGGAAACUGAGAAUUUCCGAGUAUGCUCCUAUAGUCGAAAAGAUCUCAAAGCAGUUUACUACCUGGUCAGUAAGGACUUUAUCUUUUGCUGGUAGGCUUCAAUUGAUCUCGUCGGUAAUAAUGGGCUCUGUGAAUUUCUGGUGUUCAACCUUCAUCUUACCUAAAGGUUGUAUCAAGCAAAUUGAAUCUCUCUGCUCGAGAUUCCUUUGGUCAGGAAGCAUUCAACUAUCUAGAAAGGCAAAGGUGGCAUGGCACACAGUUUGUUUACCAAAGUCAGAGGGAGGCUUGGGUUUGAGGCGCUUGUCUGAAUGGAAUCAGACCCUAAAUCUGCGUCUCAUUAGGCUUUUAUUUUCAACAAGCGGCUCUCUGUGGGUAGCUUGGCACAGGUAUCACAAUACAUCUUUAGCCAACUUCUGGACUCAAAAUGAGAAUGCUGGCCAGUCAUGGACUUGGCGUGCACUGCUAAAACUCAGACCACUUGCAGAGAAGUUUUUACGCUGCACCAUUGGAAAUGGUAAAACAGCAAGCUUCUGGGGUGACAUUUGGACACCGUUUGGUCCUCUGCUCAAUUAUUUGGGGAUAAAUGGUCCAAGAGACUUAAGAAUUAAUAUUUUGGCAAAGGUGAGUGAUGUGUGCGACGGCGUCUCGUGGUCUGUCGCCAACCCGAGAUCGGAUCGAUCUAUGGCCCUUUGUGCUUAUCUCACUACAAUUUAUCUCCCUCUAAGUCAGGCUGUGGAAGACCAUUAUGACUGGGUUAUUGACGGAAAAAGUUUUGAGGGUUUCCCGACUGCAACAACAUGGGACACUCUAAGGCCUAGAGCAACAGAGAAAAGUUGGGCGUCGCAAGUUUGGUUUAAAGGGGCUACUCCCAGAAACGCCUUCACAAUGUGGAUUGCUACUUUGAAUAGGCUUCCGGUUAGAACAAGGCUAGUGUCAUGGGGGAUGCAGAUCUCUCCAAUGUGUGUUCUAUGCUCUUCUCAUCCAGAAUCGAGGGAUCACUUGCUGCUAACUUGUGAUUUCAGCUCAAUGAUUUGGGAAGAAGUGUUUCGUAGACUAAGCCCAAAUCGCUCCCUCUUUCUUCAUUGGACGGAGCUCUUAUCUUGGACAGGGGAUAGCUCUGUUCCCUCUCCACCAAUCCUUCGGAAACUUGUGGCCCACGCUGCCAUCAACCUUAUUUGGAAGCAACGAAAUAAUCUUCUCCAUAAUGCCAUCUCGAUCUCACCUUCUGCCAUCUUCAAGGAAUUGGAUAGGCACAUCAUUAAUACAAUAAAUGCCAGAAGACGUCAAAGGAAUUUCGAGAGUUUAAUGAGCCAUUGGCUCAGAUAA